AUGGAUCAGUCUAUAAACAUUUUUGCUCCUACUACCCAUGACUGUGGUCACCACGGCCAUUGGAAUGAUAGACAUAAUUAUUGUGAAUGUUCCUCGGGAUACAGCGGAAGUAAAUGUGAAAUUGCUCCUAUUACCCAUGACUGCGGGCAACACGGCGUAUGGAGUAAUACCGGACAUCAUUGUGUAUGCUCCUUGGGAUACAGCGGAAGUAAAUGUGAAACCUACUUGUUGUGUGGGGGCCACGGAUUUCCAUUUGACGGUUACUCGUGCACAUGUGAUGUGGGAUGGUCAGGAGAGACGUGUACCACCCUGGACAUAGCAGAACCACCAUCAACGACAACAACAACGGCAACGACGACUACCACAUCAACACCACCAACAACGACGCCAAGGCCAACAACUAGCACGAAGACGGUUCCGACUACAGCUGCUAGCAACCAAACAGAUACGGGUGAACCCUCUUUCAUCUGCAACAACCACGGCUCGUGGGACGGAAGUUCCUGUCAUUGUUUUAGUGACUGGAUAGGGGCAACAUGUUGGGAACCAUCAUCAACACCAACAACGGUAACGACGACUACCGCUUCAACGACGACAAGGCCGACAACAGUUGCUUUUACUGGUCAUGCCUGCAACAUCACACAAGUCAAUGUAGACAUCACCAGUGGCACGUCCAGUGACAACCCAGCAGCCUUUGUGUGUCCGUACACCAGUAGCCAUUCCUCACACGAGGCGUUCGUCCUUGACCAUUGCACGACACUCUCUAGUGAUCCAAGCUCGUGGGCGAUAGGCAAACAGCUUUGA
Mya arenaria is the source of this 801-nucleotide messenger RNA. RefSeq names its product teneurin-4-like. The record is from RefSeq and is a predicted model, not a curated record. The transcript is spliced from 11 exons. The coding region runs from base 1 to 801 and encodes 266 amino acids. Lineage: Eukaryota; Metazoa; Mollusca; Bivalvia; Myida; Myidae.